Molecule: messenger RNA, 4717 nt
Organism: Apodemus sylvaticus (European woodmouse)
Lineage: Eukaryota; Metazoa; Chordata; Mammalia; Rodentia; Muridae
Gene: Nr2f2
Product: nuclear receptor subfamily 2 group F member 2
Exons: 3
Coding region: 1415-2659 (414 amino acids)
Biological process (GO): negative regulation of transcription by RNA polymerase II; anatomical structure development; cell differentiation
Molecular function (GO): RNA polymerase II cis-regulatory region sequence-specific DNA binding; nuclear receptor activity; retinoic acid binding
Source: RefSeq, a predicted model, not a curated record
AGCUGAUCGCGGAGAAGCCACUUCUGCCAGCCCCGGCGCCUAUAAAUCGCAUUCCCUCCCGCGCCCCCCUUUUUAGCAUAUUUGAUCACUUUGAUUCUGCUCUUUUCUCUCCGCGGUGUGUGCGUGCGUGCGCGCGUGUGUGUUUUCUUCUCCUCCUCCUCCUCUGCCGGAGUUGCCUCCUUUCUCCGGGUGCCGCGCUGCUCUUCCCUCUUUCAUUCUUUCUCUCCGUUUCUCCCCCCCUCUGCGCACGAAGGAUGCGCUUCUAGGUGCUGAUCUGCCCUCCUUUCUCUCUUAUCAUCUCUCCCCCGCCGCCGGCGAGUUGACUCUUUCCCUAUGUGUGUGAGGCGGCGGCGGCAGCAGCAGCAGCGGCGGCUCCACCGGCGGCGGCAGCAGCGGCAGCAGCAGCAGCGACUCCACCGGCGGAGGCGGCGCUAGACGCAGCGGCUCCGGGCCCGACCCGGAGGCUUCGGCGGCGGCGGGCGGCGGCAGCGGCCAGGGCGGCCCGCGGGGAGCGGCGAGCGGCCUCCGAGAGCGGCGGCAGCAGCGGCGUCCGGAGCGAGCGCGGCGCGCGCCAGGCGCCCGGGGCAGGAGGCGGCGGCGGCGGCCCAGCGCCAGGACGACGCCGCGCAGCGCCGGACGCGGACCACUUUCAUGCUGAUUCCCCCGGACCCGGGCAGAGCUCCGGCCACUCCGCGGGCCGCCGGCCUCAGCCCCGGCCUGCCUGGCUCCCAGGGCGCGCCCGUGCCCGGCGCCUCCGCUCUCCUAGUCCUCCUGAUUUCGAUGGCUUUCCUGAAUGGCUGACUGUGGGCUGCCCUGGACUUGGCCCCCGGACAGUCGCCUCUCCUUCUCCUCUUCCUCCUCCUCCUCUUCCUCCUCCUCCUCCUUCUCCUCCUCUAACUCCUUCGCUGCACACUAGAUCUGAGAGCGAGAGAGUGAACGAGAGAGGGAGAGAGGGAGGGAGAGUGAGAGCGAGCGAGAUCUUUAGAUUUUUUUUUUUUUUUUUUGCCUCUUACUUCUGUCUUGAAGCCAGACAAUCGACUUGCAGCUCUCCCUCCCCUCCCUCUCUCCACGCUCUGCUCCCACUCUCUUUCCCCUGUCCCCUUGCCCUCCCUUCUUGACGGAAAGCCCCCUCGAAACCAACAAAGCUGAGCCGAGGGAAACAAACAAAACAAACACACCGGGCCAGACAAGCAAUCGACAAAACUUUGCAAAAGCAAAAACAAAAAACAAAAAAGGAAAAACUAACCAACCUCAAAUCAACUAGCCCUGAGAAACCCGGGGCGCCCUCCCGCGCCCUCUCGCACCCUCGCACACACAAAAGGCGGCGCGCCGGAGCCCGAGACCCGGGAGCCGCCGCCACCCCGCCGCCGCCCGCAGCCAGGGGAGCAGAAGUCCGGACGCGGCCCCCAUAGAUAUGGCAAUGGUAGUCAGCACGUGGCGCGACCCCCAGGACGAGGUGCCCGGUUCUCAGGGCAGCCAGGCCUCGCAGGCGCCGCCCGUGCCGGGCCCGCCGCCUGGCGCCCCGCACACGCCACAGACGCCGGGCCAAGGGGGCCCGGCCAGCACGCCGGCCCAGACAGCGGCUGGUGGCCAGGGCGGCCCUGGCGGCCCCGGCAGCGACAAGCAGCAGCAGCAGCAGCACAUCGAGUGCGUGGUGUGCGGGGACAAGUCGAGCGGCAAGCACUACGGCCAGUUCACGUGCGAGGGCUGCAAGAGCUUCUUCAAGCGCAGCGUGCGGAGGAACCUGAGCUACACGUGUCGCGCCAACCGGAACUGUCCCAUCGACCAGCACCACCGCAACCAGUGCCAGUACUGCCGCCUCAAAAAGUGCCUCAAAGUGGGCAUGAGACGGGAAGCUGUUCAGAGGGGCAGGAUGCCGCCCACCCAGCCUACCCACGGGCAGUUCGCGCUGACCAACGGGGACCCCCUCAACUGCCACUCGUACCUGUCCGGAUAUAUUUCCCUGCUGCUGCGCGCAGAGCCCUACCCCACGUCGCGUUUCGGCAGUCAGUGCAUGCAGCCUAACAACAUCAUGGGCAUCGAGAACAUUUGCGAACUGGCCGCACGGAUGCUCUUCAGCGCCGUUGAGUGGGCCCGAAACAUCCCCUUCUUCCCAGACCUGCAGAUCACGGACCAGGUGGCCCUCCUUCGCCUCACCUGGAGCGAGCUGUUCGUGUUGAAUGCAGCACAGUGCUCCAUGCCCCUCCAUGUCGCCCCGCUCCUUGCCGCUGCUGGCCUGCACGCUUCACCCAUGUCAGCCGACCGGGUGGUCGCCUUUAUGGACCACAUACGGAUCUUCCAAGAGCAAGUGGAGAAACUCAAGGCACUGCACGUCGACUCCGCGGAGUACAGCUGCCUCAAGGCCAUAGUCCUGUUCACCUCAGAUGCCUGUGGUCUGUCUGAUGUAGCCCAUGUGGAAAGCUUGCAGGAAAAGUCCCAGUGUGCUUUGGAAGAGUACGUUAGAAGCCAGUACCCCAACCAGCCCACACGGUUCGGGAAGCUUUUGCUUCGCCUCCCUUCCCUCCGCACGGUCUCCUCCUCAGUCAUAGAGCAAUUGUUUUUCGUCCGUUUGGUAGGUAAAACCCCCAUCGAAACCCUCAUCCGGGAUAUGUUACUGUCCGGCAGCAGUUUUAACUGGCCAUAUAUGGCAAUUCAAUAAAUAAAUAAAUCAAAAUAAGGGGGAGCGAAACAGAGAAAGAAAAAGGCAAAAGACUGAUUUUGUUUGCUUAAUUUCCUUCUGUUAAGAAAGGAUGUUACAAGUUUGCUAAAAGAAGAGAGGGGAAGAAUUUAAUGGACUGUGAAUUUCAAAAAGAGAGAGAGAGAGAAAGAGACUGCCAAAUGAACUUUUACAGAAUGCAUUAAAAAAAAAAAGAAAAAGAAAACAACUCCUGUGUUGGGCAGAACAACAUGCUACUUAUCAUUUUUGUAUAAAAAAGAAAUUAGUCUUUUUUUCUUUUUGGUAAAUUUUUGAAAAAUAUUGCUAAAAGUGCAUUUAAGGAGAUUGGGAGAAAAUUAGCAGAAUGGACAAAGUAAGUCAUUUUUUUUCCAAAUUAUUAAUUGUCCUGUGUCUAUGUACCUCUAGCUGUUCUUUUUUUUUUUUUUUUUUUUUUAACUUUUCUGGUUCCAAACCAGUUUAUUCUGUGGUUCUAUAAUAAGUUUUGAUAUAAUCUUGGCUUCUUAAAAACUGUGUAUCAUUAAAAUAUAUGUUCUGCAAGAAUUAAAACUGAGUCCAUGAAAAUAGCAUAGGAAGACAUAAAACUUUAAAAAGCAACGCAGAGAUGGUGAAAACGCACUUACAAGUGGUGGCCAAAAUUUUUUAGGUGAAGUUGAGCACUCUCAUUAGCAAGCUGGAGGAAUCACAUCAACACUUAGCUUCCCUACCCCUACCCCAUACCACGACAAACCUAGCUUUUUAAAAAAAAAAAAAUAUUUUAAGAAAGAGAAGGAACUGUGGCAUUUAUUGGCAGCCAAGGAAUGUGUCCAAGACACAAGCUGAGGUUUUGAAUAAAAAGUGAACUUUUGUAAUUUGAAUUGGGUCCCCACCCCCCUUAGUUCUUGAAUUGUUAUGAAUCCUAUAUCUGUUUGUAUAUUUGCAAGCCCUUUGUAUUAUAAUUGUUGAUAUUUCCCCUUUUUAAAAAAUACCAUUGAAAUCAGCAUGACAAAAUAACACUGUUGGCACUUAUAGGUAACGUGAUUGAUUCAGUAUCUUAGAGUUUACAGUUUGUGUUUUUAAAAAACUGAAGGUUUUUUUUUUUUAAGUGCAACAUUUCUGUAUACUGUAAAAGUUAUAAUAACUGAACUGUUUGGUCGAGUCUUUGUGUGUUAUAUUCCAAGGAAAAUUGAAAGUAUUCAGAAAUUAAAAUAUUAUUUGAUAUCUGAAAUCUGCUUGGCUGUCCCCACUCACUGUCUUUCCAUCGAGGUGAACCCCUGUGAGUUCUCUCUGAACCAGCGGGGGUCCCAUUUGUCCACUCCCUCAGUCAGUUGGUUCAAAGGUAGACUAGUGUAUUUGACUGUUUAAUUUGGGUGUGUGUGGGGGGGGAGCUGAAGUUAAUGGUUUAUCUAUGGUUUAGGAAGUGCCACACUGAUAUAGUAAAGCCACCCCCAUUCACCUAAUCCUCCUUUUAAUUAAAAAUGGAUUUUCCAGGAAAAAAAAAAGGCCCUUAUAUUUGUCACACUUAAGUGCCUGCUUAGGGAAGGUAUUGUGAAAAGUAUUAGAAAUCUUGAGAUCAGUAUCUAUUUUAUGAUCAGAAAAAAAUGCUCUUUUGUACAUUUCUGACAGUUAUGCAGAGGACUGUUCAAGCAAGCUAAUCACAGAACUGUAAAUAGAGGGCAGUUGUUUGCAAUGAGUUUUUCCUUAAGUAAGUGUGAUUUUUUUUCUUUUUUUAAAUAUCCUGUGGUUCUCAUCUAGUGUGGCUGUUGAGAGGGUUUUGAAUAUAGUGAUGUAGCUACUAGUGAUGAAGGGUCUGUUUUCUUGUAUAUACAUGAUAACCUGCAGUUGCCCUGCCUUUCCCCUCCCCCUCCCUCUUUAGUCUGAGAGCUUGGCCACAGGUCAAGGGAAUCUUUACUAUUGGAGUUGUGUACAUUAAAAAAAAACAUGAACAUUUGGACAUUUCAGAUUGUAGAAAAGCAAUCUACACUGCUCUGGGAUCCUUUGAUCUUAGAAACCAAUUUUUGAGAGAGAGAGAGAGAGAGAGAGAGAGAGAGAGAGAGAGAGAGA